This is a messenger RNA of Chrysochloris asiatica (Cape golden mole), 1134 nucleotides long. Its product is annotated as collagen alpha-2(I) chain-like. The record is from RefSeq and is a predicted model, not a curated record. The transcript is spliced from 7 exons. NCBI's taxonomy places the organism in Eukaryota, Metazoa, Chordata, Mammalia, Afrosoricida, Chrysochloridae. Bases 1 to 1134 code for a protein of 377 amino acids.
AUGACACGCCGGCCGGGACACCUCCGCCGGACGCGCUCCGGGAGGUCACGUGGCCCGGCGGCGCGGCGCCUGCGCGCAGGCGCUGGCGUCACUUCCGGCCCGGGCCUCUCAGCUGGAAGAGGCGGCGGCGGCGGCCGAUCGGGCAGAGCCGGCCGGCCGGCGGCGAGGGGCACACAGGCCUGCGGGGCCGGGGUCGUGGGCGAGCAGCCGGGAUGCAGCCUGGGGGAGCCCCGGGGGAGCUUGGCGCCCGGGCGUGCCUUCCGAGAGAGGGCCCCCUUCCCGCCCCUGGGAGAUGGGGGUCGGAGCUCCGGAGGUACUGCAUCUCCCAGCGGGCCUCACCCCACGCACGGGCUGUCCUCGGUGGGCUGCCGGGCGGUGGGUGCUGGGGCCAGCGGGCACAUCGCCUGCCCCCCAUCUCCGCAGGGAGCGACUGGAAGGCUGUGGCUCCGCAGGCCCUUCCUGAGUUUCCCCUGCGAGCUCUUCGGAGCAGAUGGCCAGGAGUCCCUGCCCGUCCGUGGGUGCCGGCAGGAGCUCCGGGCGCGGGGAGGUGGGCACAGUCUAAAGGAGACACAUCCAAGAUUGUACAGACCCCAAAGUCCUGAGACCUGCCCAGCCCCGGAGACGACGUGCCUGCAGCUGGACCCCCAGGGACCAGGAGACAGAGAAGGCUCCGCAGCCUUGUCCCCUCGCUCCCCGAUUUGGGGGCUGAGAGCCAGUGGAGGCGUGAGGGAACACCUGCACACAGGAACAGGCAGGCUAGGGGGCUGCAGUGGGGUCCCUCAAGGAGUCAUCGUGGCCCUGGACCUCGGGCCUGAGAGGGCUGCUGCUGGCCUCAGGGGUCCUCCCAGCUCCCCUGUCUCCAGAGUCGUCUACAACGGCAAGAGAAACAGUAGUCCCCGUUCUCCAACCAACAGCAGUGAGAUCUUCACCCCAGCCCACGAGGAGAAUGUGCGCUUUAUCUAUGAAGCCUGGCAGGGUGUGGAACGAGAGCUACGGAGCCAGAUGUCAGGCAGUGAACGGGGCCUGGUGGAAGAGUACGUGGAGAAGGUUCCCAACCCCAGCCUGAAGACCUUCAAACCCAUUGAUCUGAGUGACUUGCGGAGGCGGAGCACACAGGACACCAAGAAGUCCUAA